Messenger RNA from Athalia rosae (coleseed sawfly), 5072 nucleotides. Its product is annotated as leucine-rich repeat-containing protein 9-like. The record is from RefSeq and is a predicted model, not a curated record. The transcript has 7 exons. NCBI's taxonomy places the organism in Eukaryota, Metazoa, Arthropoda, Insecta, Hymenoptera, Athaliidae. Gene Ontology annotation, molecular function: protein binding. Bases 1450 to 3303 code for a protein of 617 amino acids.
CUAUAUCUCUACUCCAACAAAAUCGAUCACAUACCAAAUUUGUCAAACUGUCCAGAGUUAAUAUUGUUGAAUCUAUCUGGAAAUAACAUAUCUCAGUUACGGGUAAAUUGCAAAUAUUUACUUCACUGUAACACAUAAAAUUUGAAAGUGGUUCCCACAUCUAUUUUCAGAAUUUGCACAGCAUGCCAAAACUACGUGAAUUUCACUUGGCAAAUAAUAGAAUAAGAAUGAUCGGUGAUGCCUUUCGAGACAAUUCCAGUUUGUCCACUGUAAAUAUGGCUGGAAAUCCUCUCUACCAGUUGACGGUAGUUACAAUAAUUCGAAUUCUCAAGUUUGCCUGUAAAGCGACGUUAAUCUGCUUUUUAGUUAUGACAAAAAUCUGCACAUAAUUGCUAAUGCCCGUACUCCGUUUUUAUCGAUGUUCAAAAAUAGGAUAUCCAGACUCUUGGAUUUUCUUCGAAACUUCGGUCAGUUGCUUUUAUGGAUCCUUUGUACGGUGAAUGUCCUCUGACAUCCCUAUGCAACUAUCGAUAUUUUGUUAUCUACCACCUCUCCGACUUGGCCGAAUUAGAUUAUUACUCAAUUAGCACCGAAGAACGUUCAUGUGCAUUGGAGUUUUUCAAGUUAUGUCAAUACUAUAACUUUUCGAUUUUCGCGUAUGUAUUCGAACAUUUUCUCGAUCUGAUCAAAUCUGUAAUUUGAGGCCUUAUAGACUUACUCCUUACUAAUCUGCAGUCAACGCUAUGGGUAUCAGAUCAGAGUUUUUUUCUAAUUGAAUCCACUCGGAUCAAACUGUUGGAAUAGUGCAGCAAACAGGAUUUCCAAGUUGAAAAAGAGAUUCGCUCACUUUUGGAAAUCUGCAUUUCUUACUUAUGUCUUAUAAAAUUACGGGCUGGAUCUCCAUUAUUAAAUCACUAAUCGGCCAUCAUCUAUAAAAUUUUCAGGAAUAAAAUGAUGUUCUACAACAUGCUGUGGCACAAAAAUUCAGACCUUUCAACUAAGUCAUUAAAAAAUCACCUCAAGCAGCGUAGUAAGUUGAUCAGCGAGUGCCGAGAGCGAAUUUAUGCUACAAAAUUGGAACAGGUAGAGUUUUACCGGUUUUAUCUUCAAAUUGAGUAGCCAUUUAAAUGGUUCUGCACGGUGCAGACUACUUAUAUUUCUAUUCGUCUUGAGCAAUUUUACACGCGAUUUCUGAACGGCAGAAUAGGUCGGAGCAAGGGCACAGAACAUUAGCACGAAAUCGCCAGAGUUGUCUCAUUCGACCCUGCAGCAAAUAUAUGCACGCAUCGAAGCUGAUGAAAUUUCCGAUCGGCAAUGGAGGGAUACAGCCAAAAUUAAUUUGAAGGUAUAAAAUAUUCCCACUAUUAAUCACUUCGAUGCGCACUAUUGAAUAUUGUUCCUUUAAAUCUGUAAUUUCCACAGAUCUCACAACGGCAACUUAGCUUGACAAUGCAGCAUUGUGGAAAUAUCAAAUUUAUUGAAUAUUUGCCUGAUUCAGGUCUCGGAAAUUCAGUCGUUAAAAUAUGUCAAAAUAUGUGUAACAAUUCGCUUUGCACCACCGUAAAGCGGGAUCUAGCUAUUAAGGGUGUACACAUCUGCCGAGUUGUUGAAAUUGUCAACAACGAAACUGAUGCUUUGCGUUCACACAGAUCUUUUAACGAAUUUAGCACAAUGCAUAAGGCAGUGGUAUCAGAGACUGACAAUGAGAUGGUCUUCAGGCUUUUAGUGAAACCAGUCGGAGUAGUAGAGUUUAAAAAUUGGCCGUUUGAUAUCUUCGAAAAAGAGUUCUUCGAUAACACGGACGUAAUAAUUAGCGGCUGUCUGGCAGCUGCAGAUGCUGAUUGGGCUCACGAAAUUUUUUCGAAACAAAUAUUUCCAUCAAAGCGGGCAUGCUCGUUUAGUGAACAUCGAUUAGCAAUUCUCGUUCAGAUGCCACUAUUCAUGCUGACCGUAAAGUUCAAGGAAUAUGACGUAUAUCACGCGAUGCAUUCCGAUUAUGAUGAAGACAUUUGCGCUUGCUUAUCCAUUAAGAGCCCUGAACACGUAAAACCCGUUUUUGCGGUGGAAUUCGAAUAUAUCUUCGAUCAGAAAAAAUCUGGAGAGAAAAAAACAAUGAAAUCUGACGUUGAAUUCAAUCUGGAAAGUCAAUACAAUCCGUGGCGACACUCGGAAUUUGAAAGUGUAUUUGAUUUUCUCAACUCAACUGACCAGAAGAUUCAGAAUCUGGUAGUCAUGAAUCUAUCUGGUCAGGGAAUCUGUACAAUUGAUUUGAAUUUCAAGACACCUCAGCCAAACUUGAGAGAAUUAGAUCUCUCCUACAAUAAACUAACCGCUUUACCUGACUUGAAAAUGCUAAGAUACAUAAGAAGGCUCGACAUUAGUUUCAAUGACAUUCAGUCAUUCGAGAUAUCCACGAGUUUACCGAUGCUGGAAAGCCUUGACGCUGCGUGGAAUCGAAUCUGUAGAUUUGUUUCUAUCCUGCGAGCGCUGGAAACUUUCAGUCCAAAUUUGACUGCUCUUAAUCUAAAGAAUAAUCCAUUUACUGAUGUUACCGAAAUGGAAACUAUGUUUGCGUUAGUUCGAAACGCAUUACCAUUAUUGAGAUGUUUCAACGAACAAAUGAUCGACGAUUUUUCGCUUCCAAAAAACGGCGAUCCAAUCCACUGGAUAAUUGACGGAUUCGAAAAAUCUGAUCCAGCCAAGCUUAAUAUCAUAAAUAAUGCAGUGCUGCGGAGACGCAUUAUUUCGCGUAUCAACGAGUCUCUGACACCAUCAUUCUCAGUAGAUAAAAACAAGUCGAAAAACGUUCAAUACAUUAAUUUGUCCGAUAAUAAAUUGAGCUGCCUUCAGUUUAUCGACAAAUAUCCAAAUUUAAAAGAACUAUAUUUAGAAAAUAAUCUGUUCAUGAAGAUCAUGUUGAGGAAGCCCUUGAAUCGGUUGACAAGACUAAACCUCUGCAGUAACUUAAUCAUUACGGUAGAUGGAAUUAUACAAGAAAAUCUGCCGCUCCUGAAUUAUCUCGACUUAUCCAAUAACCUGAUUACCUCAUUGAUGGAUUUGGGAACUUUUCACAGUUUGAUUGAAUUUUAUUGCUCUUACAACGAAAUUGACAGACUUUCCGAAAUAUACAACUUGAAAAAUUGGCAAAAUCUAAAAAUCGUAGAUUUAUCAAACAACCCGAUUGAUUCAACGAACGCCUGCAGGAUAUUUAUAGUAUUCAAUCUGCCUAAGAUUGAAGUGAGUGCUGCAACAAAGACUCGAGGAGUACAUUUUCAAAUUGAAAUUAAACAUAGCAUAAUUUGAUUCGUAUUUUUCUCAAUUGCAAAUCUCUGGAUAUUCAAUUCAAGCUUUCCUAAUUAGCUCACCAAGUUUUUGGUGGUUCGAUCAUGUGAUUGUUUGGUUUGUUUAGUAUGUCGGUAAUCAUCGAGUAACUCCAUCAGAGAUUCUAGAGGCAAAUCAUGCUUUAGGAGCUACUUUGAAUAAGGAUACCAUUAUAAACAUGCGGAACGGUGAAGAUUUUUCGCAUUUGAAACAACUAAGCAUCGUUAAUUGCGGUAUUAAGAAGGUAUUAUUUUUCAUAAUUGCAAUGACAAGAUGACAGUUAAGCAGAUCGUCUUUAAUUAAGAUUGUAGGUGAAUUUGGCGGUAGAUCAGCUUCCCAAUCUAGAAAGUUUGAAUCUCUGUCAGAACAUGAUUAAGACGUUAUGGGGGUUGCACAAUUUGAAAAAGUUACAAACUUUGUGCUUGAGUCAAAACCAAGUUGGAACAUCGUUGCCAAUACAUCAGGAAUAUUCCAACCCGAAUGAAUUAUGUUUGUUUCCUAAUUUGAACACACUGUUUCUUGAUCGAAACGGUGUCAGGUCAUUGAUAAACAUUAAUUUUCAAAACAUGCCAUUUUUGAAAUAUCUUCAUUUGCAACAUAAUAGACUACAAGAUGUAAAUGGUUUGCAAAACUGCCCCAGUUUGAAAAUUUUGAUUCUGGAUCACAACAAGAUUAAGAUAAUACCGGAGACGGUCUUUCACGUGGGAAAUAACAUCAUCGCCCUAUUUCUGGAGAAUAAUAGAAUAAAAUUUCUCUCUUUCACGAAACGUCUUUCAAAAAUUGAGAAAUUAUUCAUUUCCAACAACAAAUUAGCUGAUAAGGGCCAACUCAAAUAUAUCGGUACAUUGGAACAUUUGAAGGAAUUAACGAUGCUCGGGAAUCCUUUGUGCAAAAAUUCGAAUCAUUACAAAAUUGCAAUGGAAGCUCUUCCAACGCUGAAGCGUAUUGAUGGCUGUUCGGUGAUGCUGGAUGAGUAUUUGACCGAUCACUAAGAAUGUAUUGUUGAAACAUAUUACAUUGUGUCGGGUCAUGAUUUCUUUUAAAUAAUUUACAUUCAUUAUUAGAAACUAGAUUAAUUUCAUCAACGGCAAGAUGACUAUACAUAUACAGUGACAUUUUUUGUCCAUCAUGAGUUCGUCAUGAUCUAUUGACUCAUUGCGUAUUGAUUCUAUAAACUGUGUCUGUUAAAACGAGUCAACUGUUCUAAACUUGAGAUUUGAAAACUGGCGCAGGUAUGUGGUACAUAUAAAAAUGCAGCAGGUCGCGUUCUGAUCACCAAAAAUGCGACUGGAAUCCCGCGACGCCUCUAUAUCACCGCUGACUGAAUCGGGGUUCCAAAAAUUUGCUACGCGGCUUGCUAGCAAAUGCUCCUACCAUGUCCUACCGUCAUUCACGUUCUUGGGCUGUUCUUGGAUAGGUUCACGCGUCGUCGCUAGCCACGGUGACUCAUCAGCCAAGUCGCCAAUGGACUGAUCAAAGAUAAGAAAGGGCCCUACUCUAUCGACGCUAUUACGCCCGUCCUCAUCGCAGUUUGAUAAGUUUCGUCUUCCGUCUCGCCUGGAUCUUGAUCGCCGAUUCAAUAAAUCGAUAUCGAUAUUCUCUCCAAUUCGAAGUACUGUUACUAUUCUACAAAAUGUUUUGGUGAUCCAGAGAAAUAGUGUUCAAUCAUCUCAAUACAGCUGGUAGCAAACGCUAGCAGCGACACCUACCCUCUCUGGGCAAGCAAGCGUGGCUAAUCAAGGCACCAAAAG